This is a messenger RNA of Trichoderma asperellum CBS 433.97, 622 nucleotides long. The record is from RefSeq and is a predicted model, not a curated record. NCBI's taxonomy places the organism in Eukaryota, Fungi, Ascomycota, Sordariomycetes, Hypocreales, Hypocreaceae.
UCUCUCUCUCUCUCUCUCUCUCUCUCCAACCCUUCCUCCGUCGCUUGCGUGAACCGUAUAAGAAAAGAGACCACGUUCAAAAAGAUGCCCAGAUGCGAUACAAAAACCAGCAAUGCAACCCGCUGAUGAGAAAGCCCUGAAUAGUCGCCGAGAAAAAGAAUGGUCCCGGGGGUGUGAGCAGAAGCGCCGGUCCCUGAAUUCGCACAAACUUUCGUCUAUUCGCGCCCCUUAUCUUACCGCUAAUUCACUGACAAGCCCAGGCAGAAAUGUCCCUAUCGCUGUCGUCGUCGCCGUCCACAUCAAAGACCUCCUCCUCUUUUCUCUUGGUGUUCUCCCUCGAAUGCAAGUAAAGGUGAAAUGUAGCAAGAUGAGACCCGCAGCACCUCGAAAAGCCGCUCAAAGCUCUGGCCCCUUCGCGCAGACUAUCUCAUAUAAUAUCCUUCUUCGUCAAACAGCAAACAAUGAGACGAGAGAAGCAAGCGUCUUGGAGAGAAAGGAGCAUAUAAAAGGCAAAAUGUGCCCUGGUCGUCUCAAGAUUAUCCUGUUGCCUGGUGUCCUUUUUUUAUAACGUCCAAGGCUGCCUUCAGCUCCCUCUAGCGGUGUUUUCCCCAAUGUAUAGCGC